AUGUCGCUCGUCGCGGGCGCGACGCUCCUCAAUGGCAUCGGCCAUUUGGCCAACUUGGGCCAGUUCGUGGAGAUCGGCCAGGGGCAAGCUUUCCAGCGCGAGCAGAUGCAGUGGGCACGCCGAGCCUACUGCCUCGACUCCAGGGCCCUGAGGAUCGAUCUCCUCAAUGCAGUCAAGGAGGAUGUCCGAGACCAUCAUCAGACGUAUGCGAGCAGGAUAGACACCCUGCUUCUGGUUCACACACUACUCCUCACUUUUGCCUUGGCGACGCUCCAGUAUUCCGACCAGUUCGUGCCGGUGUCAGGCUGCGUGGAGUGUGAAGAGAACGAACAUCCCUGGCUAGUGACGUGCUGGGUGUAUUCGGUGUCGGGAAUCCUGAUCCUUCCAUUUUGGGGCAUCGUUAUGCUGAUAUGGAGCAAGCUCCAGCUGGACCACUGGCUGGAGACAUCCAUCGGCCGCCUCAACGUGGAGCUUCGCCUGUCCCUCUCUGCCGACUUCAGCCAGGAGACGGCCAACGGAGAAGGGCUGCAGGACAGAGAUGGCAGUCAGCUCCUCGAGAAGGUCGAAGGUGCCGUCACUCGUUUGGGCACAUUCGUCGUCGAGCAUCAGGAGAGCUUCAAACGGGUCUGGAACAAGGAAUGCCGCUUCAUGAUAUCGGCGGCGACUGUGUUCCUCUGGGUUUCGUGCAUCCUCGCAAUUCUGAUCACUUCAGGAAUGUUCUGGCUGUUCCUCCAGAAUCACAUGGAGGGGCAGCAUCGACAUGCCUCAAGCCACUUUGCAUUGUGCACCCUCAGCGGGUUGCUGGCGCCAGCCGUCUAUGGUCUCUGGUUCCGGCUGGUCUGCCGCCGACCAGGAGCUUCGACAAAUGGCCAGACUGAUAUCUUCGAGGACUGCAUUGAGCCGGUUGCCGCCGAAAGUGCUGGAGGCCCGGCAUUGCUGGAAAACGUGGCAGCUUCGGCCUCUUCGC
Symbiodinium sp. CCMP2456 is the source of this 967-nucleotide messenger RNA. The record is from the annotation of a GenBank genome assembly. NCBI's taxonomy places the organism in Eukaryota, Dinophyceae, Suessiales, Symbiodiniaceae.